AUGUCCUUGCAGUGCCAGACUCAGCUUCAACGUAGCACGAUCACCCUCAAGGGCUCUGCGCAAACAGUAACGCAGUAUUUUGAAUAUGCGGUCCAAAGUAUCCUCUACCAGCGUGGUGUAUACCCAUCGGAGGACUUCAAGCAGAAGAAAGAAUAUGGCAUUAUGCUCUGGGUCAGCAACGACGAGAGCCUGAACAAGUAUCUCAGCACUGUUCUAUCGCAAACCAAAGCGUGGUUGGAAACCGGAAACCUGCGCCAGCUAGUCUUGGUCAUCACCGAUGUCAACACAUCUGAGGUCCUGGAGCGAUGGACAUUUGACAUUGAGACGAACCAGGAAGUUGUGGCGGGCGGGAAGCCGCCCGAGAAGGCAGAGAGCGAAAUUAAGGGGGAGAUCGCUGGAAUCCUGCGCCAGAUUUGCGCGAGCGUCUCCUUCCUACCCCUCCUUGACACCCGCUGCUCCAUCGACAUCCUGGUGUACACUGACCACAUCGACGAGAUCCCGGCGGAAUGGGAGGACAGCGACGCACGCAAUAUCAAGAAUGCGGAAAUUGUCUCCUUGCGCGCAUUCAGCACGAAGGUCCAUAACGUCAAAACAAUGGUGGCGUACAAGGCCGAGGACAUGCUCUGAAAACGUCCACGUCCCUCAAGAUUCUGGACACUGUCUCUACUAUUAUGACAGCAUUAACCUCACAGCUUCGUGACUAAGCUGCCAAGUUCCACGCGAUUGCUACCUUCCAAAGGGGUUACAGCACAUACGUGAGCAGCUUACGUGCAAACAAAUGCAACGAAUGAAAUUAGAACUGCCAAGCACAUGUUCAUAAGGCGUUGCUUGUCGGGUGCAACGGCUCAAUUGCAUAAACGUAUUUAAGAAAUUUUGGGGCAUUCGUUAAGCAUGCAGAGGUGUGCGCGCAUAAGUGAGUUUUGUGUGGCUACACAAGAAAACGACCGUGCAUUCACCGACUUGGCCGGAUCUGGCUUCAUAUCAAUGCUCACACGCCUGCGCCAACUUAGCGUUUCUUUAUGGAUGGUACAGUUGCCCGUACCCUUGCCGUGCCGCUAUUCGUUGCUGCAUUACGCUUCAGCUUAGUGGCUUGGAGCCGGGGGCAAAACCUGCAAUGCCCCGCCUUCCAGUGCUCGCCCUGGCAUGUAGAGCUGCAGUAUUUAGCCGUAAGACACCUGGGGCAAAACUGCACGAUUUGUUUUUGCCCCCGCUUCGAGCACGCGUUCGAGUAGCAGAAGUCACUGACCGUGGUCUCUGAUGCCUGUGGUGGUCGCCGCUGUGACCAGAUACAAAACCCUCGGUUAGGUAGCGUUUUGCUGAUACCAGUGACCAGUCGCGUGUGGUCCCUGCAUGGCGGAAUAAGCCGGGAAUAGUCGUGUCAUACAUUGCAGCUUGGUAUGCAGGAUUUGCUGGCAGUUUGGGUAGUACCGGCGCUGAAACGCAGACCUAGGCUUUUGGACAGCAGUUGCAGGAUUUAGCUAUGAUUGCCUGGACGGUACACUAUUAGAUAUCAUCGGUGCAAGCUCGCCUGUCCGGUGAUCACUAUUUAACCCUUGUGUCGCGCU
Messenger RNA from Volvox carteri f. nagariensis, 1565 nucleotides. Its product is annotated as mitotic spindle assembly checkpoint protein. NCBI's taxonomy places the organism in Eukaryota, Viridiplantae, Chlorophyta, Chlorophyceae, Chlamydomonadales, Volvocaceae. Gene Ontology annotation, biological process: mitotic spindle assembly checkpoint signaling. The transcript has 8 exons. Gene Ontology annotation, cellular component: cytoplasm; kinetochore; nucleoplasm. The record is from RefSeq and is a predicted model, not a curated record. Bases 1 to 627 code for a protein of 208 amino acids.